Knipowitschia caucasica is the source of this 2685-nucleotide messenger RNA. The record is from the annotation of a GenBank genome assembly. NCBI's taxonomy places the organism in Eukaryota, Metazoa, Chordata, Actinopteri, Gobiiformes, Gobiidae.
AUGUGUAAUCAGUCUUCCUCCCUCUGCUCCUCGCUUCUCGCUCAGAGUGAGACGUCCUGCUCCUCCGCCGCUCUCUGCGCUCUCUUGCCUCCGCUGCUAGCUUUAGCCUGCGAGCUAGCUCUGCGCACAAACAUGGCUCUUUCGCAGGCUUUAUCCGAGGAGGAGUUCCAUCGGAUGCAGGCACAGCUGCUGGAGCUGAGGACCCAGAACUAUCAGCUGUCCGAUGAACUCAGGAAAAGCUCUGCAGAGCUGAACAAUCUCCGACAGAGAAAUGCGGUUCUGGAGAAAGACUUUAUUAAAGCUCAGAAGGCGGUGACCAAAAGUAAAAAGGCUCAGGAAGUGGACGCUCUUUUGGGGGAGAAUGAGAUGCUUCAGGCCAAACUCCACAGUCAGGAGGAAGACUUCAGACUCCAGAACUCCACCCUGAUGACGGAGCUGUCCAAGCUGUGCACUCAGAUCGAGCAGUUAGAAAACGAGAACAAGGCUCUGAAAGAAGGGAGAGAAUCUUCAGCCUCAGGUUCUGCUCCGUCCACAUCGCCCCCUACAGGCAACGAUGACCUUCUGCAACUACACGCUGAGAACGCCUCCUUACACAAAAAAAUCAAAGUUUUGCAGGAGCAGCUCGACCGAGACCAGGGUCGAACCGCGGCAGACGGAGAAACCUCGGACUCCAAAGAGGCAGCAGCGAAUCACAGACAAGAACAGACCUCGAAUCAGUUUGAACAGACGGACAAACGGGUUUCUGAGCUGGAGCUGUCCCUAAACACAGAAAAAGAAGCUCAGAGGCUGCUCCGGGACCAGCUCAAAGCACUGGAGACGUCCAAACACACAGAGACCUCAAAACUACAAGAAGAAGUCACAAAGCUUUCAGAGAAAUUAAAAAAGAAGCAGGAAAGUUUCCAGCGUUUGCAAGGAGAGAAGGAGGCUCUGUACAACGACAGCCGGACAAAGAUUGAAGAAAUAAAUCAGAGGAAAGAAGAGGAAAUGAAGGCUCUAAACUCCAGGAUGCACAAGAUUCACACAGACUUCCUCUCAGCCAAUCAGCUGUCGUCGGAGCUGAGAGAGCAGCUCCAGAGUAAAGUCAAGGAGCAUGAGUUGGCGAUGCACACGCUGAGAAACCAGGCGGCCAAUCAGAGCGCAGUAACUCAGGAGCAGGUGGAUAACAUGCUGCAGGAGAACGAUGCCCUGAGAACCAACCUGGCAGCUCUAGAACAGAUUCAAACGGCAAAAACUCAGGAGAUGAACUUGCUCCGAGAACAGCAGGAGGCGCUGGCGAGUGAGCUGCAGCAGAAACGAGUGGAGAGCGAGAGUUUACUGGCUCAGAAGGACGACCUGCAGUCACAGUUACAGGAGUCUAGUUUUGCGAAUAGGAAACUUCUGGAGCAGCUGACAGAUGAGGGACAAGAGAAAGACCAACUGUUACAAGAGCUCGACGAGUCCAAAAAGACGGCAGAGAAGAGGAAAUCGAUGCUGGAUGACAUGGCCAUUCAGCUGAGCCAGGAGAAGUCUGACCACAAGGAGGCGCUGUCGGACCUCAAACUACAGCAUGAGAAGGAGGUUUUGGCGGUGAGAGCUCGGUACGAGAAAGAACUGCGAGGACUCCAUGAAGACAAGAGCAGGUCUGAGGAGGAGAUCCGGCAGCAGCUCAGGGACGAAAAGGCUAAAACCAAAGAACUGGAGGGACUGCUGGUGAAGGUGGAGGAGCUGCAGAACCAGGUCCAGUCCAUGGAAGGGACUAAAGGCUGGUUUGAAAGAAGACUCAAGGAAUCUGAGGAGAACUUGGAACAGAAGAGUCUGAAGCAUCAGGAGCAGAUUGACAAACUGCAGAUGGAUCACGCUGAGCAGAUGCAGGGUAAACUUUCUGAGCUGGAGACGGUGCAGCAGCAGAUGGUGGAGAUGGACAAACAAAGGGAAGAACUGCAACAGACCAUUGACAAACUGCGACAGGAAGUCAAAGACACAGUGGACGGACAGAGGAUUCUGGAGAAGAAGGGAAGUGCAGCGUUAAAGGACCUGAAGCGACAACUGCAGCUGGAGAGGAAGAGAGCGGACAAACUGCAGGAGAGACUUCAGGACGUCCUCACCAAGACCAGGACGGCCGGUCUGGAGGAGCUGAACCUGGCCGAGAUCCACAGUCCGAGCAGAACUCAACAAACCGGAGACUCUUCUUCUGUGUCGUCCUUCUCCUUCAAAGACAUGAUGAAGGAGCCGCCGGCCAAUCAGAGCAAGUCUGGAGGGGGCAGUCCUUCGUCGCAGCGUCCGGGCGAUCUCUCUGAUGACGAGGUGGGGGAGUUGUUCCAGCGGCUGGCCGAGGUGCAGCAGGAGAAGUGGAUGCUCGAGGAGAAGGUGAAACAUUUAGAAGUGAGCUGCUCGUCGAUGGCUGAAGACAUCUGCAAAAAGAGUGCGAUUAUUGAGACGUACGUCAUGGACAGUCGCAGAGACGUGUCGGCGUGUGGGGCGGGUGGGGCUCACGGUGCGGCCCACACAGAGCGAGGCAAACUGGGCUCUGUUCUGAGGGAUCUGGUCAAACCCGGAGACGACAACCUCCGAGAGAUGAACAAGAAGCUGCAGAACAUGUUGGAGGAGCAGCUGACCAAGAACAUGCACCUGCAGAAGGACCUGGAGGCUCUUUCGCAGGAGCUGGUUCGCAUCAGUAAAGACGGCUCCAUCUCCAGCUCAGGAUGA